Molecule: messenger RNA, 5452 nt
Organism: Aricia agestis (brown argus)
Lineage: Eukaryota; Metazoa; Arthropoda; Insecta; Lepidoptera; Lycaenidae
Gene: Pcf11
Product: pre-mRNA cleavage complex 2 protein Pcf11
Exons: 16
Coding region: 270-5369 (1699 amino acids)
Biological process (GO): termination of RNA polymerase II transcription
Cellular component (GO): mRNA cleavage factor complex; cytoplasm
Molecular function (GO): ubiquitin binding; mRNA binding; RNA polymerase II complex binding
Source: RefSeq, a predicted model, not a curated record
GGCGCAUCACGCAAGUGACAAGUCAAAGUGAGCAGUGGUGAAGCAUCGCUGAACGCUGUUGAGUUUUUCGCGUUCAUCGUUUGAUAAAAUACGUGUUUAGUUCUUGUACGUGAUUAUUUAACAAUAUGUAAUCCUGUUCAGAGUGGAGAUAUAAUAUUGUGUAACCGCAAACGAUACAGUGUUUAUCGAUGAUAACUGCCCAUACGAUUUAGUGAAUAUUAAGUUCUUGGCAUGUUAAAAAGAGUUAAGACUAACCAACGGUGAUCAAGAUGGCGAAGGAAAUUGCGGACGAGUAUGCAUCUAGUUUGUCAGACCUGACGGUCAACAGUAAACCCCUGAUUAAUAUGCUUACGAUCCUGGCUGAAGAAAACAUCGAACACGCUGGGGUCAUCGUGGAAACCGUGGAGAAGCAUCUGGAGAAGGUCUCUCCAGAUAUCAAGCUGCCAGUUCUUUACUUAGUUGACUCUAUAAUCAAGAAUGUCGGCGGGGCAUACACACAAAAGUUUGCUCAAAGUAUUGUCAACAUGUUCACUAAGACCUUUAAACAGGUGGAUGAGAAGGUAAGAUCUCAAAUGUUCAAGCUGCGUGAAACAUGGCAUGAAGUGUUGCCAUCCACCAAGUUGUACCAACUGGAUGUGAAAGUGAACCUGAUAGAUCCAGCGUGGCCGAUUCAAGCUCAUCCUCAGCAGUCUAACAUCCAUGUAAAUCCAAAUUUUCUGAAAAAGCAGCCCGCACCGGCAACAAGUACUACUACAUUAACGCCAGAAGAAGAACAGAUGCGGAGUAUUGUUGCAAAGAAGGAACAAGAAUUGCUGAUGCUGCAGAGAAAAAAGGUGGAGAUGGAGCUUGAGCAGACAAGAAGACAACUAAAGAUAGCUGAGAAAACGGGUUUGAUUCCCAAUGUUGCCACUGCUCCUAUAAUGCCUGGUGUUGUCGGUGCGCCAGUCGCGAUGGUCAGCCCUGUACCUGCGCUCAACACGGUUGUACCAGUGCCAGACAACAUGCAUAUACCUGCUAAACAACGUCUUGGACCGCCGGUAAACAAAGUGGCGGGUGCCGGUCGCAUCGCGCCCGUGAGCGGAGCACUGGCGGCCGCUCGCAGGGACCCGCGCCUCUCCCGCCGCGCCCCUCCCCCGCGCCCCGCCCCGCCCGUUGCCGCGCCGCCCGUAGCCGCGACGCCCGUUGCCGCGCCGCCCGUCUCAAUAGCGGUGCCGCAAAUGACACCCGUCGUACCGCCCAUCGCGCCCAACGUUUUCGAUAUCAAGCCGCUUGAGCGCGGAGUUACUAAACGUAAAAAUGUGAUUACCAUUGACGUUCGCCCGGAAGCUCGGGACCCGCGUCAACCGCGUGACCGCUCGCGAAUUCGAAAAAGAGCGGAGAAAGAGCGUAAGGAGAAGGAGCAUAAUGCGGACAAACCCGAGAAAGUAGACAAAAGCGACAAAAGUGAACAAGAUAAAAAAGCGGUGGACGCUUACAUCGACCGGCUUCAAAUCGCCGACUCAAAAAAGAUUAACAAGUUGCCCCCGAUACCGAAAAAAGUUCGGGAAGAAAAGGAGGAUCCUCCGACUAAAAAGAAAAAGGAGGAUAAUGAGAGGAAAAAGAAAAGGGAGAAGGACAGCUCUAGUUCGUCUCCCGAGAAGCGGUCGAAAACCAAAGAAAAGAAAGUCAAACUGAAGGAGAGUGUAGAAGUUGAAGAAAAACCUGCUGAACCAGAAGUUGUGGCUUUCAAGGAGCUUAAGAAUUACCACAAGGAGCGGUACAUGCGGCGCAACAAGGAGAAAUCUGAGAGCCCCGAAACCGUCCCAAAAGAAGAUACUAAGACUGCUGAUGAAAGUAAAAAUAUAGGUGAACUAGUAGCUGAAAGUAAAGACGUCGACUUGCGCGUCUUACCUCCUCCCAUGGCCGAAGUCGCGGCUCCUAUCGCCCAGAAGAGACCGUCCACCGAAACCGUCGAGGGAAAAGUUAAAAAACAUAAAGUCGAUAAGUUCGAUAUACUUUUUGGAAACGAGGAUGUCGAUCUCCGCCAGUUGCCUCAAGUUGAGGAAACCCCACCGCCGCCCUCCAUCACUGCAAACGACGCGUCUGAUAAUGAAAAAGAUUCCGAUCCUGACUUUAAAAUGGCUUCGCCCGUUCGAUCGCCAAAGAAAGAUUGGAACGAAGUAAAAGAAAAAGAAGAAAAGACUAAUUCAAAGAAGACACCCUCGAAACUAGACCUCGUGCGAGCCAAAUUAGCCGAAGCCACGAAAGGAAAGGAACGUAUCGGGCGUCCGUUGCACUUCAGCAAAUCUCCAAGCAUUGAAAGGGAUCGUCGACGUACCAUAAGCUCCGAGGAUAUAGACCUAAGAAGCGAUAAGGUGGAAGAUUUCGAUGCUCAAGACCAUAAGAAGACGAUAUCGAUUAUUAUGAACCAAGCGAAGGAACAAUAUAAUGAUGGACAAAUGGAUAAAAAUCAGUACAACACUCUGAUGUAUCAGGUGCUUCAACUGAGCGAAAAACUAAAGUUGAAAGAAGCUAAGCAAAGGGAGUCACUAGAGGUAUCCAAGAGAAAGCUCAAUGCUCAUAUCGAGAAUAGCAAAGUUCCUUCCCCGAAAUCGUCACCUAGCGACAGAAAUAAUUUCGGGGAUAUAGACGAAAGAGUUCUCAAGCCAAACCUAGUAGAGCCUAGCGAAAAUAAUUUCAAUUCCCACCAGGACUCCGACAUGAGAAUUAAAAAUCACGGCGAAAUGAUGGAACCGGUACAGCCAGGUUUUCUUCCCGUGCCGCCGAUGAUGCCGGUCCCGCCGUUCAUGGGCCCCUAUCCGAUGUGGAGAGGCCAACCCGGAAUGAGGAUGGAGGAGUUCGGUCCCCGACGAUUUAGGGGUCCGAACCCGAUGGGUCCAUUCUAUAGAGGUAAAUUCGACAAAAGAAUGCCGAGACUUCCUUUCGAUCCCAGAAUGGCUAUGCCUCUUCCUACUCCCAAACUAGGGAUGUGCCAGGGCGAAUCUCCCUUGCGACCGUACGAAAGAUCGAUCACCCCGCCGCCGCUUGGCGCUCCGGGCUACGGGGUUCCACCGACGGACUUCAAAAUUCUAGAAUACAUCGAUCAGGACCCGGUCAAGACUAUUCAAAUAGACGGCAUACCGAGGGAAAUAAGGUUUUACGGCGAGACUGCAGUUAUAAUGCUCGACUGGGAUGACCCCAGGGAGAUCAAAUUUUUGCCGGGUUGCCGGCGAGUAACGUUCGACAACAAAGAUUCUAUCGUCCUCAAUUUUAACGAAGGUUACAAACAGGUGGAGAUCGAUGAUCAAGUAUUCGACAUAAGAUUCGGUGCUCCGACGCGGGAAAUGUAUAUUAAUGGGAGAUGGUACGAGUGCUACUUCGGGGGGCAGCCGGUGGGUGUGAUCAUCGACGGGAAACCUCGUCUGGUGCACUUGGAGGGUCCCCUGCCCCAGGUGGAUAUCGGCAAGAUUAAGCGAACGGAUCUCGUGGCCGGAAAGAUCAAUUUAAUUAUAGACGCUACACAGAUCUGUCCCGUCUAUUUGGACGCUAAAGUUCAAAAGUUUCAAGUCGACGGACAGUUCUACACGAUUCGUUUUGUCGACUGCUUGCGGACCGUUCUGAUAAACGAACAACCUUUCAAGGUGGAGUUCGGUGACUUGCCUAAGCCUAUAUUUAUAGGUUCGGGAAAACACUUCGUAAGAUUUUCAGCGCUGCCGAAGAAUAUCAAGCCGGGUCAGAUUCAGAUCGCCAACAUGGAGGGCACCGCUCUGUCUUCUUCGGCCGCAAUGGCUAAACCAGUUGUCGAUGCAGCCGAAGUGGUUGUGCCUAUGGAAGUGAACGAAGACAUCCAACGACCUCAAAAAUCUCCAAGUCCUGAAGGUGUUAGUCAAGGUUUGAAUAUGCUAGCAAGUUUAAUGCCUACGAGCAUGGCUCCAGCGUCCAGCUCCGAAUAUAGUUCAGCAGAACCAAUUAUAACGAAAUCUGAUAAAAUUCCUGGCCUGGAGACUCCAUCUGACGAAAAACCUGCGAACUCUAUUCCAUUGCUCGGAAAUAUAAACGUCAAUGAUUUGUUUGCAAAGCUGGUAGCCACCGGUAUUGUUCCUAUGGCGAAGAACCCUAAGUCCGAACCGACAGUAGAACCGAAGAGGGAGGAACCUAAGGCAAAGUCAAAAGAAGAUAAGAGUGUCAUACAAAAAGUAGAUUUGCUGAAACCGGAAACUUUGAGAGUGAAGCAGCCGGGAGUAGUGGCGCGGUUGUACGGCGGGAUGCAGUGCAGCGGGUGCGGCGCGCGCUUCCCGCCCGAGCACACGGUGCGCUACUCGCAGCAUCUCGACUGGCACUUCCGCCAGAACCGGCGGGAACGCGACUCCGCCCGCCGCGCGCACUCGCGCCGCUGGCACUACGAUCUGCCCGACUGGCUGCAGUACGAGGAGAUCGAGGACUUGGAGGAGCGCGAGAAGAGCUGGUUCGAGACUGGCGAGGGUGGUAGCGCGGCGGCGACAACGGGCGAGGGCAGCGCGCCCGCCAGCCCGCCCGGGCCGAGCGCGUGGGCCCCGGCGGCUCAGCACCACUGCGCGCUCUGCGGGGACCGCUUCCAGCAGUUCUACAACGAGGACCACGACGAAUGGCACCUGCGGAACUCCGUGCGACACAACGAUAAGUACUACCAUCCGCUGUGUCUCGAGGACUACAAGGCGAGUCAAGCGAAAGAGGAGCCGGCUGAAGAAUCGGUGGUGGAGGUGGCCCCUGAGGAGAAGACUACAGAAGCCAUCGAAAUUAAAGAUGCCGAAGACGCCGAUGAGUCGGACGCAGAGUCCGUCGUCGAGGUCAUUGAACCCGAGAAACAGCCAGAUCCCGAGCCAGUUGAGAUCGAGCUAGAAGACGAGGCGGACGACGACGUGGUGCUGAAGGCGGAGCCGGUGGAGCAGCUCGACGUGGACGACGACGACACGGACGACGAGACCGCCGCCGCGCGCGCCGACAGAGACAGGCUCGUCGACUUCACCGCCGUCAAGAUCAAGCAGGAGCCCGUCGACCCAGAUGACGAACCGGUCAUAACAGCGGAGGAGGAGCCUAUUAUUCCGAUCAUCGAGACCGUUCACAAGACUGUCAUGUCCUCCAUCGACGGCAACGUCCAGCUAGAAUCUGCGCCACCCACUACGCUGCCAUUAGGAGGGAUUCGAAUUAAUAUAUCCAAAGCCCUCCCGACCCUUCCCCUGGUCAACGAUCAAGCGUUGGAGGACGUGAGCGCCGACGAGGAGCCCGCCCCGCCCGGGGAAGAAACGGAGUUGGAGUACAAGCUCAAACCUAGCCUGGAAGGAGUACACUUCAGCCGCCAACCGCCAGUACAGAAGGGCACAGAAUUAUCCGGUCUUUGUUCUAUUAUGUAAAUAUGCUGUUCUGGUUAGACUUUAAUACUUUUUUGUUUGGGUUGUGAUAAUCUUCAACGCCAUGUUGUAUGAUUAUUGAUUAG